AUGCCUACUCUUGUCGGAAUCAACGGCUUUGGCCGUAUCGGACGUAUCGUCUUCCGUAAUGCUGUCGAGCACGACGAUGUCCACGUCGUGGCUGUCAACGAUCCCUUCAUCGACCCCAAGUACGCCGCAUACAUGCUCAAGUAUGACAGCACACACGGUCUCUUCAAGGGUACCAUCGAGGUCAAGGAAGACUCUUUGGUCGUCAAUGGCAAGACCGUCAAGUUCUACAUGAAGAAGGACCCCGCCGAAAUCCCAUGGUCCGAGACUGGUGCAUACUACAUCGUUGAGUCCACCGGUGUUUUCACCACAACCGAGAAGGCAUCUGCCCACUUGAAGGGUGGUGCGAAGAAGGUCGUCAUCUCCGCCCCAUCCGCCGAUGCUCCUAUGUUCGUCAUGGGUGUCAACAACAAGGAGUACAAGUCCGACAUUCCCGUCAUCUCCAACGCUUCUUGCACAACCAACUGCCUGGCACCCCUUGCCAAGGUUAUCAACGACAAGUUCGGCAUGAAGGAAGGUCUCAUGACCACCAUCCACUCAUACACUGCCACCCAGAAGACCGUUGACGGACCCUCUGGCAAGGAUUGGCGAGGUGGUCGUGCUGCUGCCCAGAACAUCAUUCCCAGCAGCACCGGUGCGGCCAAGGCCGUCGGCAAGGUCAUCCCAUCUCUCAACGGCAAGCUCACCGGCAUGUCCAUGCGUGUACCCACCUCCAACGUUUCCGUGGUCGACCUUACCUGCGUUCUCGAGAAGCCCGCCAGCUACGACGAGAUCAAGAAGGCCAUGAAGGAGGCUUCUGAGGGCGAGCUCAAGGGUAUUCUCGGCUACUCCGAAGACGAGAUCGUCUCAAGCGACUUGAACGGUGACACUCACUCUUCCAUCUUCGAUGUCAAGGCCGGUAUCGCCCUCAACGACCACUUCGUCAAGCUUGUUUCCUGGUACGACAACGAGUGGGGUUAUUCCCGACGUGUUCUGGACCUUUUGGUCUACAUUGCUAAGGUUGACGGAAACGCGUAA
This is a messenger RNA of Exophiala viscosa, 1014 nucleotides long. Its product is annotated as glyceraldehyde-3-phosphate dehydrogenase. Gene Ontology annotation, molecular function: NAD binding; glyceraldehyde-3-phosphate dehydrogenase (NAD+) (phosphorylating) activity; NADP binding. The transcript has 6 exons. Lineage: Eukaryota; Fungi; Ascomycota; Eurotiomycetes; Chaetothyriales; Herpotrichiellaceae. Gene Ontology annotation, biological process: glucose metabolic process; glycolytic process. The record is from RefSeq and is a predicted model, not a curated record. Gene Ontology annotation, cellular component: cytosol. The coding region runs from base 1 to 1014 and encodes 337 amino acids.